Molecule: messenger RNA, 237 nt
Organism: Paramecium octaurelia
Lineage: Eukaryota; Ciliophora; Oligohymenophorea; Peniculida; Parameciidae
Source: the annotation of a GenBank genome assembly
AUGGGAAUUUGCCAAUCUAAAUCAAAGCUUAAAAGAAGCGGAGCAUUUCAUUUCAUUCCAAUUGACUUUGACAAAUUGAAGAAACACAACAAGGAACGAGAAAAAAAUGACCCUAACAUGGCUUAGUAACAAUCUUUUUGUCAACUCGUAUGGUAGGAUGCCAAUAAAAUCUCGAAUCCAUAAACAUACACUUAUAAUAAUGUCUAAACUCAAUAAAUUGAAUUAAGAAAAGAAUGA